AUGGUCAAGAACGUGCGGCCCGCGGUGGGUCAGACUGGAUACGUCAUCACCAACCAUCACGUAGUGGAGGGAUACUCCCAGGUCAACGUGGUAGUCAACGAUUCGUCAACCUAUCGCGGCACGGUGCAGGGCUCCGACCGUGUGCGCGACCUGGCGGUGGUGAGCAUCUGCUGCGACAGAUUUCGCGCGUUGCCCUUCGGCGACGCAUCACGUCUGGAGCCCGGCGACGAGGUGGUCGCCAUCGGAUACGCGCUGGGGCUCUCUGGACAGGCCAGCAUAACCCGCGGCAUUGUGUCAGCCAUGCGCUACGACAACCGACGGCAGAGCAACGUAAUUCAGACCGACGCCGCCAUCAAUCCGGGCAACAGCGGGGGGCCGAUGCUCUCGAUGACCGGUGAGAUCCUCGGCAUCAAUACCUUUCGAAUCGACGAAUCGGAUUCGGGGAGGGCUGCGGAGGGCCUGGGGUUUGCCGUAUCGGAGACGACGGUGCGGCAGCGCCUCCCGGCAUUGAAGACCGCCCGGGCGGCUCCAACCUCCACGCCAACGCGCCGCCCCGCUCCCACGAGCUCAUUCGGCGCAUACGGUUUCGGCCCGACCAGCGGGGAGCUGUGGCACGACCCAUCCGACGGGUUGAUCAAGACCGAGUUCGCCGAUGUCUUUGUUUCCGAUCUGUUGGUGUGGGCUACUUUCGUGAAUCCCUACUCUGCCGCAUCUCACGGUUGGGAUUAUGGAUUCAUCAUUCGAGGGACUGGUGCGGGGGUGUACGCCGCCGAAAUGGUUCAAAUCGUGGUAACCAGCCGUGGACGGUGGGAACUCUCCUCUCGCCAGGGAGCAAGUUCAGGUAGCAGGGUGAUUGCGCGAGGGACGCUCAAUUCCUUUGACACGAGUGCCGGAGGGCGAAACCGGCUUUGGGUUGCCGCCCUUGGUGGGAGAGGUUUGCUCUUCGUCAACGGAGAGUUCAUAUCCUCGCUGGACCUGUCCCAGAUAACAGGAGCAGGCGAUGUUGCCAUAAUCACAGGGGCGUUCACUGGAAAUGAGGUUGCCGGAGCCGUCACCCGGUUCGAAGACUUCCAGGUCUCACAUUUGCGUAAGAGCUACGGCCCGGCGAGCGGAACUCUGCAGGGGGAGCCUGAAUUUAUCGCAACCCAUUCCAGUGGCGUAUGGACCAGAAAUUUGGUAGCUGAAGCGACUUUCACCAGUCCGCGAGGCAAUGACUGGGACUAUGGAUUCACAAUCCGGAACCCGGAAUCAAGCCGCCUCGAGGCCGUCGGAAUAGACGGUUUGGGACGCUGGUUCCACAAGUCGCGGGACGUAGGUGACGCAGUAUAUCAGGAUAUUUCGAGCGGCCUUCUGCGCGCUCACGGUGUAACUCUCGGUGGUCGCAACCACUUGGUCCUGGUCGCACUUGAAGAUGUGGGAUGGUUUUCGUGA
Messenger RNA from Geodia barretti, 1431 nucleotides. NCBI's taxonomy places the organism in Eukaryota, Metazoa, Porifera, Demospongiae, Tetractinellida, Geodiidae. The record is from the annotation of a GenBank genome assembly.